AUGAAGAAUGGAUCAAUACGUUUUGGAAAGCAUACGAAAAAUGCUUUGUUUCACAGCUGGGUCAACAUACUGUUAGUAUUCGUGCCUAUCGGCAUCGCUUCGAAACCAGCACAUCUCUCGCCAGAGAUCAUCUUCUCCAUGAACGCUAUUGCAAUUAUUCCUUUAGCUGGGUUGCUCGCGCACGCUACCGAAGCAGUUGCAGCAAGGCUUGGAGACACCUUGGGGGCAUUGCUCAACGUCUCUUUUGGAAAUGCUGUAGAGCUUAUCCUAUUCAUCAUUCUGUUGGCUGGCAACCAGAUUCGGGUUGUCCAGGCUGCGCUGCUUGGUUCAAUUCUAGCAAAUCUGCUUUUGAUUCUAGGAAUGGCCUUCGUUGCUGGUGGUCUACGCUACCAAGAGCAGAUCUAUAACAGCUCCGUCACCCAGAUGAGCGCUUGCAUGCUUAGUUUAGCUGUCAUGAGUCUGCUACUACCAACCGCAUUCCAUGCGGCUUUCUUAAGCUAUUCUAAGGCUGACCAGCAGACCCUUUACGUCAGUCGAGGCACGAGCGUGGUGUUGCUGAUCGUCUACGUCUUGUAUCUCUUAUUUCAGCUCAAGAGCCACAGCUAUUUAUAUGCUAGUACACCUCAGCACAUAAUUGACGAGGAGUCACACCCAGGCGUGCUCGCGGGUGUCCUCGACCCCUCCCACUCGUCCGAUUCGUCUUCAGACUCGAGCAGCAUCGACAGCGAUAGCACAACCGGGUCCGAUACUACCGCAAAGCGUAUCAAACGCGUAUUCAAGCAUCGCAAGCGCCGUAUGUCCGGCGCUACCUUCAAAGACACGCCCUCAGCACCUCCAGUCACAAGCUCACCUUCGGCUGAGCAUCUUAGGACCCGAUUUAACUGGCAGCGGAAUGGCUCUGCCCACGAUCACACGAUCCAUUCUAACACCCUGUCCCGACGUAACUCGUUUCUGAACGCUUCCAUGAGCGGAGACGAGACGGACACCAAUGAUGGCCACGUUCCUGUUGUCCGUGACUUUGAGGCCGAUUCAUCCCGCUCGCCACCCAAGGGCAAGAAGCGGAAGUCAAACCACAAGAGGAAAACCCGAAAGCAUGGCGAUCAGCAAGCAGAGGACGAGGAAGCCGCACCAGGUCCAUCUUCUCGCCAGCCAGAGCCCUCGCCCAAAGUUGCUUUCGCUGACGAGGUUCAGCAGCCUGCAUCUGCCUCGCCAGCUAGACGAGCGUUUGCACUCAAGCCAGCCCUGCCAGCUUUUCUGUCCAAUAACGUUUUCAACAAUCCUCAGAACCUACCUCCUCCAACUGGUGUGCCGGCCCUAAGUAAUGUUCGUAUGGCUGGACCGAGAACGGUGCAUCGGACAAUGUCUUUACCUGAGCGUACCAGCCGCGUGCCUUCUCAGUUGAGCUGGAAGAACAACAAUAACAGUCGACCCGAGCUUUUGCACAACGAUUCCCCAGCUUUGACUACAGUUACUCACGAGUCCGUAAAAGAGGAGGAGCCUCAAGUCAUGUCCCGUACUGCUGCCGUUAUGAUGCUACUUAUUACUACGGGCUUGGUCGCUGUCUGCGCUGACUUUAUGAGCGAUGCUAUCGAGCCUAUGGUAGAGAAGACUGGUAUCAGUCAGGCAUUCAUCGGACUUAUCAUCCUACCUAUCGUUGGUAAUGCUGCAGAGCAUGUCACAGCCGUAACGGUUGCCGCAAAGAAUAAAAUGGAUCUUGCCAUCGGUGUUGCAGUUGGCUCGUCUAUUCAGAUCGCCAUCUUUAUCACCCCUUUCAUUGUCAUCCUCGGUUGGAUCUUAGCCAAGGAUAUGUCGCUAUACUUCAACAUCUUCGAGACGGUCGCACUCUUCGUCACUGCCUUUGUGGUCAACUUCUUGGUUCUCGACGGGAGGAGCAACUAUUUAGAGGGAAGCCUGUUGAUCGCGGCAUAUGUCAUCAUUGCUCUGGCUUCUUUCUUCUACCCGGAAGGCUGCGAUGCUUCUCAGAUCGGCGGCCAGGAGGGUACUUGCUAA
Westerdykella ornata is the source of this 2010-nucleotide messenger RNA. RefSeq lists its product as uncharacterized. The record is from RefSeq and is a predicted model, not a curated record. Gene Ontology annotation, cellular component: fungal-type vacuole membrane. Gene Ontology annotation, biological process: intracellular calcium ion homeostasis; calcium ion transmembrane transport. Gene Ontology annotation, molecular function: calcium:proton antiporter activity. The coding region runs from base 1 to 2010 and encodes 669 amino acids. NCBI's taxonomy places the organism in Eukaryota, Fungi, Ascomycota, Dothideomycetes, Pleosporales, Sporormiaceae. The transcript has 2 exons.